This is a messenger RNA of Diatraea saccharalis (sugarcane borer), 1100 nucleotides long. The record is from the annotation of a GenBank genome assembly. Lineage: Eukaryota; Metazoa; Arthropoda; Insecta; Lepidoptera; Crambidae.
AUGAGUGCUCCAUUUUACAGUUUCGACCCUUGCGUCUGCACUGGCUUACCAUGCGGGGCGUGUUACCCAUACAGUACGAAACCUUGUGUGGCGUCGUGCAACAAUCUUGGCCGGUGCUCAGUAUGUCCUGGCGGUGGGUGUUCUCCUUGUCCCGCUCCAGUGCGACCAUGUCCCGAACCCUGCCCAGCGCCGCCCAUUCUACCUUGUUUACCUCCGUGCCCACCAUGUGACAAGCCAUUCCAUGUUGCCGCCCAAACCGCUGCAAGCCUUGUCCUUGCUACUGCUGCACAGAGCCAGCUGUAUGUAGUCCGAAGCGAUGCAGUUAUCCUGGUGUACCUGUCUGUUCUGGCUGCUGUGGACCUUGUAUGCCAGUGUGGUAGCAAGACCGAUUUUGUAUCUUUUAGACGAUUGUCAAGCAUGUCAGUUUUGCCAAGAGGAUAUGAAUGUAUAAGACCGUGCCCAAGGUACGGUUGUGUCAAAGGCGAAUACAGCAUUUACUAUAAAAGACCAAGGUGCGGUCAGCCUAGACCCCAGCCAUUCCAGAGAGAAGCCACAGCAUAUUGUUCAGGGCCUAGCAACGCUCCGAGAGAGAGGCCAUGUUGCUAUGACUAUCCAUGUAAAGCAGAUUGCUUUAAUCACGGCGCGUGCACUAGACCAAGCGGUCGAUACGCUCGCACUGUUUGGUAUCCAGGCGAAUGCUGUCCAGUGGUACCGCCUUGUCAAGCUUUCACUUGCCCCAACCCACCUUACCAUCCCUGUUGCUACCACACUUGUAACAAACUGGUGUGAACGGCUGAAAAACUAAAUAUCUUUGUUUUUUUAUGACGUGUGUCCGUGUAAUUCUGUACUUUAAUGACAUGUUUGUGAAACUGUGAAGUCCAAUAAAUACUAAAACGAGUAUUAUAAUUUCUUAUACCCAGCAACGAUUCUUCGUAACAAUUCUAACGCAAUAUUCUUAAUGAUAAUUGCUUAAAAAAUCCACUUUGUCCCUGGCACUGUGAAAUGGGAAUCGAAGUCACCCCGGUUGAGAGAAGUCAUGGGUCCGAUUGCCAUCUCAGAGUGCCUGGAACAAAGUGGUUUUUUUAAUCAUGUUACAUUAA